GAUUACGAGAACGUAUAUCAUAGCAUCAUAUAUAAUAUACGUUCUCUGCUGAUUAUCUUGAGCAGCUGUAAUUUGGUUUAAAAAUUGCAAAUGUACGCCACAAAAAUUGUAAUUAUUUUUACUUAAGCAAAUAAAACUUGUUAUUUUGACAGUUUUAUAAAAAAAGAAAACAAAAACGUUGUAAAAACUAUAUUAGAAGACUUGUACACUUGAAAACAGCAAAGAUGUCUAAAGACAACAGCGUCAUGUCGCACAACUCCAGUAAUAUGUCACUCGAGGAUUGGACCGAUCACAUUAACACGCGUCUGGAUGUAAUCUACAAAGAUCUUUGCGACUUUGAGCACAGCAUUACUACACAAAACGAAACUAACGAUGCGGGCGAAGUUAAACUGAUGGAGCUGCUUGAAGCUGUUAAUGAGAUACAGCGCACCGCUCGCAGCAUACGCCCCAUAACGGGCACAUUGAAGGACAAACAGGCGCAUAUGCGUGAGCAAAUGGAGAUGCUGCAACGUUCAGUGGAGUUGUUGGAAUUGGAGAAUAGAACGAGUGCAGUGCACAUUAUGGAAGAGCCGAUGGAGUGACGGCGGUUUUGCUGUAAAUUACAGUUACAUUAACAUUAUAUGCAAGCGAUCAUUUACAACAUAUAUAAACCAUUUUGAGUGGCAUUUAUAGGGCAGAAAAGUGUACGCAUUUAAUUCGCUUUUAAUUUUCAAUAGUUUUGUAAGCAUUUCAAGUAGUAUUAUUAAUAUAACUUUGUAAUAGUUGUACGUAUGCAUGUAUUUUAGUGAAAUAAGUAUAAAAGACGGCGCAUUGCUGAAAUAAAUAGUUGAAUGAUUUUGAUAUUAA
Molecule: messenger RNA, 846 nt
Organism: Bactrocera oleae (olive fruit fly)
Lineage: Eukaryota; Metazoa; Arthropoda; Insecta; Diptera; Tephritidae
Source: RefSeq, a predicted model, not a curated record